This is a messenger RNA of Carassius gibelio (silver crucian carp), 1233 nucleotides long. RefSeq names its product RAB36, member RAS oncogene family (gene rab36). The record is from RefSeq and is a predicted model, not a curated record. The transcript has 11 exons. Bases 124 to 909 code for a protein of 261 amino acids. NCBI's taxonomy places the organism in Eukaryota, Metazoa, Chordata, Actinopteri, Cypriniformes, Cyprinidae. Gene Ontology annotation, molecular function: GTPase activity; GTP binding.
GCUCCAGGUUGCUAUGGCGAUGUCGGUAGGUUUUGAUGCGGAGAGUCGGUUCGCCUUCGGCAGGAAUUAGACAGCACUGCAGGAAUAUCCGCGAGUUUCCCAGGACAACCUGCUGACAAGACAAUGCAUUUCAACCCUCCUGUCAGUAGAGACAGGAUCAUAGCCACAUUUCCAAAGUGUUAUAAUCCACAAGCCUGCUUACAGAUGAAGGAUGAUUGGGAUACAAGAGCCAAGAGGGCUUGCCAAGACCGGGAAGCACGUCAGCAAGGGUUUGACAGGUUUAAGAUGUCAAAAGCAGUAGUGGUUGGAGAUCUCAAUGUGGGAAAGACAUGUUUAAUAAACAGGUUCUGUAAAGAUGUGUUUGAGAGAGACUACAAGGCUACUAUAGGUGUUGACUUUGAGAUUGAGAGAUUUGAGAUAUCUGGGCUGCCCUAUUCUCUUCAAAUAUGGGACACUGCUGGACAGGAAAAGUUCAAAUGCAUCGCAUCAGCAUAUUACAGAGGAGCUCAAGUUAUUAUUACUGUCUUCGACAUGGCGGAUAUCAAGAGCCUGGAAAACACACAACAGUGGUUAAAAGAGGCACUGCAGGAAAAUGAACCAGACUCCUGUUUUGUUUUCAUAGUUGGCACAAAAAGAGACCUCCUGUCUGCAGAAGAGUGCCAGAGAACAGAGAGCGAUGCCAUAAAGAUUGCAGCAGAAAUGAACGCUGAGUUCUGGUCGGUGUCCUCAAAAACAGGGGAAAACGUCCAGGAGUUUUUCUUUCGCGUGGCAGCUCUGGCCUUUGAAGAUGCCAUUCUGAAGGACCUGGAGACAGAAAUCAGCACCACUCAGAUUGGAGAUGGAUGUAUUCUUGAUGAUAAAGCACUGGAAGAUGCACAAGAAAAACCAAAGAAGAAGUCCUGUUGUUGAUCCUCAGUGGUUUAGGAAGAAGAACUAACCCAUUUGUAUUUCGGGACAGAAUAAAUGUUUAACUUAGUAGAAAUCAAAGUGUUUUUGGUUGACAUAACCAACCUCUGAGUUGGUGCAUCACUAAUGUACUCCACCUUAUCAGAAUACACAUAAGGGACUGACAUCUGAUUUCAAACAUUUGAUAUGUACUGUAGUAUUAACGUCAGUAUUUUGUACUGAGCAUAAACUGCCAUUUAAUAAUUGUAAUUGUAUUUUUCCUUUUUUAUUUUUAUUUUUUAUCUUCCUUUGGCAGACGAAAUAAACAUACAUUAUAAUUGCACGCAA